GUAUUUGUGAGCUGAAGAUGGGUAACAUCUCUGAGUGUGUUCUAUUGUUGAUACUUGCAAUCCUGAUUCAUUCUUCAUAUUCUCAUGAGCCGACCAGUUCGAAACGAGAAGCUUUGGAAAUUAUCAUAGGAGGAGGCGGCCAUACUGGUAAUGCUACUGCUCCUUCCCCAGGAUGUGGAGAAUGUCAAGCUCCUCCGCCUCCUCCUCCUCCACCCACACCAGGUCCACCUCCGUCCCCUCCUCCUCCGCCGCCCCCUCAUCCUCCGGCCCCUCCGCCGUCCCCUCCUCCUCCUGCACCCAAACCAUCCCCGCCUCCUCGCCCUCCUCCUCUUCCGCCCCCUGCUCCUCCUGCACCCAAACCAUCCCCGCCCCCUCUUCCUCCUCCUCCUCCUCCGCCACCUCUCCUCCCGCACCCAAACCAUGCCCACUUCCUCCGCCGCCCCCUCCCCCUGCUCCCAAACCAUGCCCGCCUCCUCUCCCCCCUCCUUCACCACCUCCACCGCCACCUCCUCCUCCUCCACCUCCGCCGCCACCUCCUCCUUCUCCUCGCCGUGUAUCAGAGGAACCCAGGUUGAAGAAAGCGAAAGCUGUGCUUCUAAAAUUCAAGCAGACCAUCUGCGACCCGCAAGGGCGAACGUCAAACUGGAAGAAGUCCACCUAUGUAUGUAAAUUCAACGGCGUCCGUUGCGCCCAAUAUCCGCUUGAUAAACAGAAAGCAGUCGCCGGACUGGACUUUAACGGCUAUGCAUUCUCGGCGCUGCAGAAAGACAAACAACUGGACCUCUUCGGGAUCUUGGCCCCGAUCGAAGAGUUAGCAUUCUUCCACGUGAACUCCAACAAUUUCAGCGGCCAGGUCCCACCACGAAUCUCCAUGUUCCCAUUUUUCUACGAGCUCGACCUCAGCAACAACAAGAUUUCCGGUGAGUUCCCAAAAGAGGUCUUUCAGUCGCAACAGCUUCUGUUCCUGGAUCUCAGGUUCAACGAACUCUACGGCUCGAUUCCGCCGCAGCUCUUUAAGUUGCAACUAGACGUCAUCUUCAUCAACAACAACCAGCUCACCGGAAGCCUUCCCGAGGAAUUCGGAUGGACGCCGGCCAGGUAUCUCACAUUCGCCAACAACAAGUUAUCCGGUCCAAUCCCCAGUAGUAUCGGUAAAGCCACGAACAUCACUGAAGUGCUGUUCUUGGGGAAUCAGUUUUCUGGUUGUUUACCUUAUGAGAUUGGGUUCCUCGCAAAGGCUACGGUCUUUGAUGUGAGCAAGAAUUGGUUGACUGGUCCAAUCCCACACUCCUUCGCCUGCCUAGAUAAGAUUCAGUUCUUGAAUUUGGCCGAUAAUCAAUUCUACGGGCCCGUUCCGGAGUCCUUGUGCAAGCUUCCGGAGCUCCUAAAGGGUAGCGGUGGGAAUUUGACGCUGUCGGGCAAUUAUUUUACCCAGGUGGGUCCCGAAUGCAGGAAGCUGAUAGACGCCAAAGUGCUGGAUGUGCGUCGAAAUUGCAUUCUGGGACUUCCCGAUCAGAGAACAGCAGCUGAGUGUACCAAGUUUUUCUCCAAGGUUAAGCCAUGUCCGAACCCCAAGACUUUGAACAUCGUGCCUUGUAACAAGAAUUAUGAGAGCUACAAGGAGGCGGUGCCGGGACCAGCAGCGGUCGCUUCGCCGCCGACACCGGUGACCUACAAAACCCUCAAACCCCAUCGCUUGUCAAUGACUCCUUGACUAUACGAGGGACUUCUAAUUACUGUCGUCUUUUAAUUGUUAAUCAUAUGCAUAUUUGCACAGAAUCUCUCUUUAAUUUCGGUUUUCAUCAGCCCACUUGUAUAAUAGGGCAAUGAAUAAACUUGAAAGUGUACUGUUAUGUGUGGUCCGAUUUGGCAUGGCAGAUUGUUACGUUAGUAUAAAAUAAGAUGUGAUCUUGAUAUUGUUAUUCGUGCCA
This is a messenger RNA of Neltuma alba, 1931 nucleotides long. RefSeq lists its product as uncharacterized. Lineage: Eukaryota; Viridiplantae; Streptophyta; Magnoliopsida; Fabales; Fabaceae. The transcript has 3 exons. Bases 173 to 1714 code for a protein of 513 amino acids. The record is from RefSeq and is a predicted model, not a curated record. Gene Ontology annotation, molecular function: protein binding.